AUGACUGUUGCCAAUCCCACUGUCGUUCGUCGGAAGAGGAAGUACGAUCUUUCGUUCGAGCAGGGCACAAAGUGGGUAGAUGUACCUCAGAAGGUUCGCUUUGCGGCCGACAGCGCUUCAGCUGGGUCCAGCUCUGGAAGCGCGGAAGAUUCGCUUCAGCGUCAAGGUCAUGAUAGUACAGGGUCCCAUGAAAAGCCCGUGGUCAAUCACACGUCUCGAUCGCGUGAAGGGCAGCAGGAAGUUCACAGGGCGUCUGCCAGACUGCCUAUCUUCAGCAACAUCGGAAACUACACAACAACCAAACCUGUGCUUCAUCAAGGCCUCGAUUCACCUCUCGGAUGGCACAUCCACGACUACAACGAGGCCUUGCUCUUCCGAUACUACGUGACAGACCUGGCUGCUUGGUUCGAUGAGACCGACACCCAGAAGCACUUCACCUUUGCGAUACCUCAGCUGGCACAAGGGUGUGCUUCGCUCAUGAAUGCUAUUCUCGCCUUCUCGGCGAAGCACCUCAGUCUUCAGGGUAAGUUGCCUGAAGCAGUGUCUCUUCACUAUACAGAUGCCUGCUACAAGCUACUCCUGCCCCGGUUACAAGAGAAGGCGUUCGCCGCCUCAGGUCUUGCGGCUGUACUGCUGCUUCGAACGGUCCAGCAUAUGACAGACUCGGUCAGCUCAGACAUAGGCGUUGGAGACUUCUUCCUGGGUCUCAACGUCAACCUUGACGCCCUCAGAGCCAAUCUGGACUCCAACGUCCACGCCGCUAUCUUCGCCAAUGUCCUCAGGUUCUACACGCACCUCGCUUUGUCCAACGACAAACCUCUGGACUUGAUGGAUUCGAAUUGCGAAUGGCUUUGCCACGAACUGCCGAUGCCAGAGGAUUCCCGCAAAUGGGAGUGGUGUGCGCUGAUGGAGUGUUGCCGUGCGGUUAAUUUCGUCUAUGGACCUAAACUGAAGACCAUGGAGCGGUGGAUGAGUGGUGAAGCCAGUCUGAGCAUCUUCCGACUGAGCAGGCCGCCACUACUCGAUCCAAUAUACGCAGAGAAGGAUACGGAGGGAGAGCCAUUUCCGCGCACCAUUUUUGCGAGUGAGAUACAUGUGGCCUCUUCCAUCUACUACUCGUUGACUACGCUAUUGCUGAUCAACAACAUACCUGAUUGCGACUCUUCUCACUACAACAUCCCGACUCCCGAGGAGAUUGAGCAUCAAUCAUAUUCCUCACUCCGAAGAGUCUGUGGCACGGCAACAUACCACAUCAACUCGGUGCCCACCCUGAUCAAGACCUCCUCCGUCAUUUGCUAUGCCGGCCAUCUACUCAAGACCGAAGCAGAGCAAAAUGCCGCCUACGAACUGCUGAUGAAGGCUGAGUCACACUUCCCGGGCACCCAACCGAAGGCCAAAAUCGAGCGCUUGCGGGCAUCAUGGGGCUGGACUGAUUGA
Molecule: messenger RNA, 1437 nt
Organism: Saxophila tyrrhenica
Lineage: Eukaryota; Fungi; Ascomycota; Dothideomycetes; Mycosphaerellales; Extremaceae
Exons: 7
Coding region: 1-1437 (478 amino acids)
Source: RefSeq, a predicted model, not a curated record